AUAAAGGCUAUUAAUGUCUUAUCCUGAAUAAGACUUCAUAGAAGUUAAGAGCUGAUGACAUGGUAUCAAUAACAAGUAUUAUGUAGCUACCGUGUGUCACUUUUCGCGUUUUUAUGUUUUUACGAGCGCUCUGGUCCUUCUGUUUUAUUGGCUUCUAUCUGGGCGUAGUGCUCAUUGGAAUCACCUGUGAAUUAAUUAUUCUAACCUGCGACAUUUCCAAACGUCUUGUAAUGUAGACAGGGGAACACGUUAUGAAUGUUGACAUUAUUUCAGCUGGAAACCACUUUGGGGGAAGCAUUUGCCAACACCGAUGUUCAGGCGAUUGUUGGCGCGCUUUGUGACGAAAAGUUAUUUAAGUCCGUGGUCAACAAACUGGACAAAGUUUGUAAUAAGGAGCUGGACAGAAAUGAUUUCAAAAACAUCUCAAUGGUUUUGAGAGCCCUGGAAAGUUUGUGCGAAAGUGAUGAGCAGACCGUCCACUCAUUUGUUCAGCAAGGUCUUGUUGUGAAGAUGUUGGCCUGGUUUGAAAGAGCCUUUGGGUUUAUUAAGAUAGAGGAAAUGAAGUUGGCUAAAGGCCUGCCAAAUCUAAUCGAAGAGUUUUAUGACGCUUCCAUGAGCAUCUGUCGGAUCAGCUUGGAAGGGAAAGGGCAGAUCCAGGACUUGUUUGUGCUGCGGUUUGGAAUGCUAGUGAUUGACAGCAGCAUUUCAUUUAACCUGCGAUUGGAGGCUAUCAGAACAAUUAACUCAAUCCUUGACAGGGCCACCAAAGAGGAGAGAAAGAAGUUCAGUCUGUCUGAAGAUCACUGCUUACUUCUCCAGGAGUUUGCUCAAGUGGUUCUGAAUGUGGGUGACUAUGAAAUGCAGGUGGCUGUCUCAGAAGCCCUGUGCCGCAUGACCGUAAAGAAAUGCAGAGAAGAGCUGGUGUACAAGUGGUUUUCCAACCCCGCAUUUGGUGACUCCUUUAAGGCAAUAAAUGACAGAGAAUUUGAGACUGAUUGUCGAAAGUUCUUGAAUGAAGUGAAUAACUCUUUUGGAGAUGAAAGAAGAGUGUUCACAUUUUCCUGUGUGAAAGCUUUUCUGGACUUGACAGAGUUAUUCAUGCCAGAUGACAAGAAUCUUGACAAGUUCUGGAUCGAUUUCAACCUUGGCACUUCCUGCAUCAGUUUCUUUGUGAAUGACCCUGAGGCUACAUUGUGGGAAUCUAUUAAUCUACCAAAAGCCGGUGUCAGUGGAUAUAAUGUGCUAGAUUGUGAUGACCAGAAAAUAUUGACUGUCCAAAUGGCCAUUCCUAUCUCUCACUGCAAGACAAAAGGGAAAACAAUUCAGAUCAUUUUUGAUGCUCAGUAUGACAUUGUACGUGCUGUCAAGAGGGUGUAUGGAGAACAAAAACAAUGGCAAAGGAUGCAGUCUGAAGAACAGCCUGCAUUGAGCAUCAGCGAAGCACCACCAGAAGAAUUCCAGAAUGUCCAGGAAGCAUUACCAUGUCCUUCGACAUCAGUAACCACAGUACAAGCUGAUAUAGCGUCUGGUGGACAGAAGGAUAAACCUGAGGCUACAUCAUUGCUCGAUACAGCAGACACCUUUCAGAUGGAAGAUCACUCUGACACAGAGGUGGCGAGGGCCAAAGCGAGGCUGUUCAGCCAGUCUGUGUCCGCAAACGGGUCUACAAAAUCUACCUCUGGAGAGAAACAGAAGGAAUCCCAGAAGGCUGAACGCGGUGCUCCGCGGAGGGAAUCGGACAAGUUCGAUUACACCAGAAAGAAGCCUAAAACCAAAUCCAGGCUCAAGAUCCUCCCGCUGUCCUCUGCCAGUAGUGCUGAUGAGCCAGACGUUGUCAAGCACUCAACACCAAUUCCAAAGUCACUGGAAAGGGAAGAGCAAGUUGAAAGCAUUAAGAAAAAGCCUUCCUCAGCAUCCAAAGACCAAAGUUUGGACAUUUCAACUAUACCAACCUUUCCAGGCCUGGACUCAGGCUUUCCAGAAGAGACUGAGCUGGACAAUUCUGGCAUUUCGACAGUUGGCAAAGAUAAAACUAGUGCAAAGGAUCCAAACUCUGCCAAUGUGACAGCAUCUCCCCUUGCAAGAAAAAGGAAAACUGAAUUCACAGUACCAGUCGUUGGCCAGGUACCAAAAAAACAGCAGGCGCUGCUGCAGGAGGGCCAGCCCGACCUUGGACUUAAACCCAGAAGACUCUUCCCUUCCAGCCCACCAAAGACAACCACUGAUAAGGCAACCACAAUGUUGUCUGAAGACACUGAAUCAGAGACAGAGAUGGGUUCUGCUGUGAUCUCUGCUUUUCAGACCUUUAAAAAUCAACUGAGAGAGCACUUCUCGUCCAGAUAUAAGAAAAUAGAAUCUCGAUCUCUGAAGUCCCUGACCGACUGUCAGAAUCAUGUGACUUCAUUACUGGGCACCGUGCACAGACACAGGUUGCUGCACCUGGAGAGGUUCCAGGCCACAGUGGUGAAUGAGCUGAGCAACCUGGAGCAUGACUGCCUCUCCCUGAAGGAUAUUGAGAAGGAAACUGUGAACUUUUGGAGGACGGAAUCUCAGUCUGUGGCAUUGUUCUGUGACAAGCAGCAAAGAAGAUUACAGUCAUUGGAAUUACUGCGAAAGGACUCCGAAAGCAGCACGGCAAGAGAGGAUGUGGCAUCGUCUUCACGGACAAGUCUACAGGAAAUGACCACAGGUGGCAACAGUGACAACAUGGCCUCUGCUAAACCACCAACUAAAACUUAAAACAUAUUCAAUACUGAAAAAUCGUAUUAAAAUUACAUUUGGGACAGUCAUA
This is a messenger RNA of Anguilla anguilla (European eel), 2791 nucleotides long. RefSeq names its product synaptonemal complex protein 2-like (gene sycp2l). The transcript is spliced from 33 exons. The record is from RefSeq and is a predicted model, not a curated record. Bases 256 to 2739 code for a protein of 827 amino acids. NCBI's taxonomy places the organism in Eukaryota, Metazoa, Chordata, Actinopteri, Anguilliformes, Anguillidae.